Messenger RNA from Actinia tenebrosa (Australian red waratah sea anemone), 1635 nucleotides. RefSeq lists its product as uncharacterized. Lineage: Eukaryota; Metazoa; Cnidaria; Anthozoa; Actiniaria; Actiniidae. The record is from RefSeq and is a predicted model, not a curated record.
GCCAGACUCCAUCACUUUAGAAUUUUUGUAUUUUGCAUACAAAUAAGAGCGUAGGCGUUCUAUCUUUUCACUUUUCGGUGUUUCAAAAGCUUCACACUGUCAUUCUAGUCGUCAGGUUUUCCGUGAUUGCGAAACACUCCUAAGAGAAAUACCAAGAUGUUUUAAAGGCAGCAAACCGAUAUUUUUCACGGGUUAAAGUCAUGAUGGACUCUCGUCCAAGACCGGAAUGAGCGUACUUCUCACAUCCGAAUGAAAUUAGUUCGCGAGGACCGACCAUCACAUCUAGGCCAACAUGAUUAAAUUUACAAGUUUUAUUCCAAAGAAUAUUCGCUUAUCAAAGCCGUUCUGUUUGGCUCGUUUCUGGAGCCAAAAGAAGGAAGAUAGCGGAGCGGACCAGUGUGGGUCGUACAUCAAAGAAGGAUAUUUGUGGAAAAUGAAAGAUGGUUUGCCAUCACGGAUGUGGCGCUGGAAGAAACGCUACCUUGUGCUUUCGGAAGAUAGUAUCUGCUUCUUGAAGGAAAAAGGGAAGGCCGGAAAGACACCAAAGAUUGUCAGAAUUCUCGAUGUUGUGUCGCUAAUGAUUGAAGAUUUUGGAAUUCGAAGGAAAACGUUUGGCAUUCGGUUGAAAGCUGGUAAUGACAGAGAUUCGUUUCUCUUGAGAUGUCGAAGUGAAGACGAGAGAAAUGACUGGGUUACAGCAGUGUUGACCGCCAAGUCUGCAAGCUUGCUUACUGACGAGAGCUAGAAACAAUAAACUAAAUUUAGCUACACUAAUGGAAGAAAUGCAACUUUCUAUUUUAUUAAAACUUAAAGAACAUGUAUAAUUGUAAACCUGUAUGUUAGCCGUGCCCUGACUUGGAUCACUCAGAGGGCCGGGGCCGUAUCGAUAAAAUUUAAAGAUUUGAAGAGCAGAGCAAGAUGAACUCUUUCUUGGAAACAAUGAACGACAGUUGCUAAGCUAUAAAACAAUAUCUAUGGUUGCUGGAAAACAUAAACCAUUUACAAGUAUCUCGUUUUUAUAGUUAGCUAUUCUUGUUAUCAAUUCUGCUAAACACACAAAAGCUGCUAAUAGAGAAUUAUUUUUGUCUUACUCAAAGGAAUUAUGACUGAAUUUAUGAAAUAAUAAAUUAAAGGCAAAAUUUAUUGAACAUUUAAAAUAAAACUGGAUACUUUUAACAUUUUUAGGAAUUCAAAAAACAGCGUACUGGAAUUACCAUGCGAAAAAGUAUUAUAUUUUUAUUCCUUUUAAGAACCAGUUUUAGUUUAUUGGUGAAAGUUGAAAUUUAGAAUUGUAAAAAAGGAAAGAAUUUCAGUGGACAAAUGAAAUAUGAAUAACCUGAAAUUCAUCCUAUAAGUAUUAUAAUUUCGGAAUAUUAUAUGAGAAGUAUAUAGUAAUUCAAUUUCUUAGUUUAUAGGAAAAAAAUGUUUUUGUGAUUUCACAGAUAAUAGAAUCGUGUUUCACGAUUGUUGUGAGCAAAAGUAACACAAGUGAUAAAAUACAAAUGCAGAAUUUCAAUUAAACUAGCUCACUGCUAGUUCUAGAACAAGCUGUUCACCUGAGACCUAAUAAUGUACGUAUAAUGAAUGUAAGUUUUUGAAAGUAGUUUUUAAAUAAAACUGACUAAGCAUCGAGGA